AUGGCCAGUCAAGCAGAGUACCAUCCUCGUUCGUCGGAUGCGGCCCGAGCAGGAGAAGCGCUACCCGAUGAUUUCGUGCACUCGUUCAAACAAUCAUUGGUUGCCGACUAUAAAGAUUUUAUUGCCUCGUCGGACUUCGUGCCCUUCAUAAUUCCGACUGCUUCUCAAUCAGCGACGGACGCGUCUGCUCAGAACAUUCGAGCUUCGGGAGAGCUUCUAGGGGUGAAUAUUGACGCAGAAAGCGGCCUAGGUCAACAUGAUGAAAGUGUUAUUACUUUGGCCCAAAGGGUUCCGGGAAUAGGAUCGAUGGGUGUCAGUGACCUGAAUUAUCCGCUAUCCCUGUUUGAUAGUUUCCCAGAUCCUCCGCCAGCGACCAUUGUCGAAGAUCUCACCCGGACAUUUGAGGUCGCUUUCUUGGGGAAGGUCCCCUUCCUAUCAAGUCUCACCAACUUGGAUAGUUCCAUUCUCGCAGGACUAACUGGGAGUACUCCAGUGGCCCCCUAUCUUGCCUUUGGAAGGGCGCUAAUUGGAACACUCGUCUCGAGGAAUGAGGAUUGUCAGAGAUGGGCAUCGAAUCUCUACAAAACGACUUUAAAACUGUUUGUUGGUUCGGUCGAGCUUGAUAAUAGGACAUCGAGGAACAUAUAUUGGUAUGAAGCAGGCAUAUUAUUAGUGAUUUAUGGAACCCUAGGUUCAGAUUAUGCCCUUUGGGAAACAACAAAUAUGGUCAAUGGGUACUUUUUGGCGCCAUACAGGCGUCGAGGCUUUUUACAGAUUGGAAAUGCUCGUGGGUCUCUCGACAACCAAGAUCUCAGUUUGUAUAUCAUCCUUUUCCGUCAACGGCUCGGUGCAUUCUUUUGUCGCAUACUGCUUGAGAUUGGCCCGCAAGCGUUGCAUCUACCACAAAUUGCCGGAUACCAUGAGCUAGCACCAGACAGAAAUGACCUGCGCUCUGGACCCGCUGAGGAGGCUCAUUUUCCGGGAAUCCACAUGAGCGAUAUUGCCGUUGAAAAUGCAUGGAACAUUCUAGAGGUCUUGAAUGAUGAGGGAUCCGAGUCGAAUCUCAGCGAACCAAAUUCUGAAAAUGCCAAUGAACACCACAUGAUCCCAUUGUGGCUUCCCCUGGUCGUUUUCUACGCUGGUAUUACUGUAUGGGCACGCAUGCAGGAAGACCAAGACCGGGGAGUGCUCGGUAUUCAAAGCUCGCCCCUGGCACGCCGCCAGUUAUUGAAACCCUUUCAUAAUGAACUCAGGAGUCUAGGCAGGCAGUACAAAAGUGCCUCCCGCAUGGCAGAUGUGAUCAAGAGUUUGUAUCCGUGA
Messenger RNA from Penicillium cataractarum, 1320 nucleotides. RefSeq lists its product as uncharacterized. NCBI's taxonomy places the organism in Eukaryota, Fungi, Ascomycota, Eurotiomycetes, Eurotiales, Aspergillaceae. The transcript has 5 exons. The record is from RefSeq and is a predicted model, not a curated record. Bases 1 to 1320 code for a protein of 439 amino acids.